Messenger RNA from Sinocyclocheilus rhinocerous, 693 nucleotides. Its product is annotated as myelin protein zero-like protein 2. Bases 27 to 620 code for a protein of 197 amino acids. Gene Ontology annotation, cellular component: plasma membrane. The transcript has 4 exons. The record is from RefSeq and is a predicted model, not a curated record. Gene Ontology annotation, biological process: cell-cell adhesion. NCBI's taxonomy places the organism in Eukaryota, Metazoa, Chordata, Actinopteri, Cypriniformes, Cyprinidae.
GUCAGAGUGUGUGAGAGAUCGGACUCAUGUGUGUGGAACGGGCUCAUCUGCUGCUGCUGCUGCUCGCCUCAGGCUGGCGGUGUGUGUCCGGGAUCCGUGUGUUCACGGCGGGGGAUGUGAAGGCCGUUAACGGGACAGAUGUGCGUCUCAAAUGCACCUUCCAGAGUUCAGCUGCGAUCCGAGCGUCGAGCGUCACAGUGUCCUGGAGCUUCAGACCGCUCGGCCCAGGACACGAGGAGACGGUGUUUUAUUAUCACGAGAGGCCGUUUGCUCCUCUGGAGGGCCGCUUUAGGAAGAAGGUGGACUGGGCUGGAGACAUCAGCGGCCGUGAUGCGUCUGUGGUUCUGCGCAGAGUGCCGUUCUCGUUUAACGGGACGUUCAGCUGUCAGGUGAAGAACCCGCCGGAUGUUCACGGGAACGUGGGUGUGGUGCGUCUGCAGGUCGUCAGCACAGCCUCGCUCUCUGAGAUCCUGAUUCUCUGUGUGGCCAUCGGAGGCGUCAUUCUGCUGAUUCUGCUGCUGGUGAUGAUCGCGGCAUCGUUGCGCCGCUGUCACAGACGGAGGAACCCAGAGCCAAACCACACCGUCUUCCGACACGAGCACAACCUGAUCAGCUGCUGAGAACCUGAUCAACACACACACACACAAACACACACACUUACAAUCUCUCUCACACACACACACACACACACAC